Molecule: messenger RNA, 4183 nt
Organism: Rhea pennata
Lineage: Eukaryota; Metazoa; Chordata; Aves; Rheiformes; Rheidae
Gene: BST1
Product: bone marrow stromal cell antigen 1
Exons: 9
Coding region: 44-991 (315 amino acids)
Biological process (GO): positive regulation of B cell proliferation
Cellular component (GO): plasma membrane
Molecular function (GO): phosphorus-oxygen lyase activity; NAD+ nucleosidase activity
Source: RefSeq, a predicted model, not a curated record
UUUUUUUUUUUUUUUUUAGAAUUUGGGUUGUCAGGAAUUCGUAAUGAACAGCCUCUUUUUAUCCCUGUUGCUUGUCUCUCUUCUGUUUAUGAAAAGCUUUUCUGAAGGGCAAGGAAAGAAAUGGAAAGGUGAAGGUACUACACAAAACCUGGAAAGCAUUGUCAUUGGAAGGUGUUAUGAGUACAUUAGAAUUGUGAAUCCUUCUGUUGGUGAGAAGAAUUGUUCAGAGUUAUGGGAAGCUUUUAAAAAUGCUUUUAUUAAGAAGGAUCCUUGCAGCAUUCUACCUACAGACUAUGAAUUAUUUAUCAACCUGUCACUGCACACAAUUCCACCUAAUAAGUCUCUCUUCUGGGAAAAUAAUCAGCUUCUAGUCAAUAGCUUUUCUGGUAGAACUCGUCGCUACAUGUCUGUGAGUGACACUCUAUUUGGCUUCUUUGGAGAUCUGCUAAACUGGUGUGGGCAGCCAAACAGCACUGGACUGGACUAUGAUUCCUGCCCUACCACAGAAGAAUGUGAAAACAAUGCAGUGGAGUCUUUCUGGCGGAUAGCCUCGACCACUUAUGCACAGCACAGUUCUGGGGUGAUACAUGUCCUACUGAAUGGUUCUGCAGAAGGAGGAGCUUAUCCAGUCAAAGGUUUUUUUGCAGACUAUGAAAUACCUAAUCUCCAGAAAGACAAAAUCUCAGAAAUUGUCAUCUGGGUUGUAGAUGAUAUUGAAGGACCAGAUAGAGAUUCCUGUGGAAUUCAUACUGUAAAGAUAUUAGAAGACAGGUUGAAAACCCUUGGUUAUGAUGUUUCAUGCACUGACAAUUAUAAGUCUGUGAUGUUCUUACUCUGCCUGGAUCAUCCCGAUCAUUCUAAGUGUGCUUUUUCAUCAUCUGCACCAGAAGCACAAAGAGGAUCUAUAUCUUCAGACAGAGAAGGCAACUGGAACAAGCUCGUGUUUGUUACUUUUGUAGGCUUUUUGUUCAGAUCUGCUUUAGUGUAUUAAGUUAAUCAACUGAAUCCAGUUCUAUUUGCUUCACUUGGCUAUAAAUUAGGCUUUAAUUAAUUUAUAAUUGCAGUUUCACUCUAGCUCUGGACUGGCAGACCUGCAUAUCUAUAUAUCAACUACUAAUAGCUUGAAGAAAUAUUCUAUUGCUUCUAGAAAGCCUCGCUCUUCAUUUUUAUUUUCCUGAAUAGGUGGAAUUUAUUGUAAUUUCCUCCUGUUGAAUUUUCUAGAAUUCCACUGAGAACAAUACAUUCUCUCUGUUCAUAUAUUGCAGCAAGAAAAGCUGUAUUAUACAUCAUAUAUCUCCCAAACACAUUCCUUGUUCUUAACAAUCCUAGCAUUUUGGCCUGGAAAACUAAGUGUCUGAUUAUCCUGUUUUGGGAAAAAGGGAGGAAUACAAAUUCAAAUGAGAGAGAACUUGGAUGCUUAGUAUAAAAAGCAAUAUAAUAAGUGAAACAGUGGAAAAAAAUAAACUCAUUUUGAAAAGUAGUAUAGUAUUUUAGCCAAGCUUGACUGAAACUAUUAUACAGUGAGAUUCUGGCUUGCAUACAGUAUUCUGCCACAUACAGUCCACUGCUCUGCCAUCCACACUGCUAUUCCUCAACUGGCUAUUUCCUGGCCACUAGAUAACCAAUAAUCAGUAGUACCAGAUCUUGGAAGUUCCACAGAUUUUCCACCAUGAUGCAGUGAAUAGCUUUGUGGCAUAUCAAAUUCAGACAAGAACCUGCCAAGUCAGACAGCUGUCUGCUUUCAGAUAACUCAUAUGACAUGUUUCAGAAUGUAUUCAGAUGACAGCAAUUGCCAUCUUAAAGGUGUCUUCAGUUGCUUCUGUUAGUUAUCUAAGUGAUCCAGAUACCUCUUCAUCUAAGUGACCAAUACACUCAGCUAUCAAGAUGGCACAUAAAUCUUAGCUUCUUAACUUAAGAAGUUAGCUUCUUAAUUAUUUAUUUGUACAUUAGCUGAUUAUCAGGAAACUAGUGUAGGAUGUUCCUGUUUAUCUCAAUGCUUCUGAUUUAGGACAUCAUAGUAGAUUUAUAUUCUUUCAGUCUCUAGUAAAACUAUGUCAUGUUGCAUGUUUGAAAGAAAGAAUAUGAGAUAAAUGUUGUUGCUUAUUUGUUGGGCAUCCAUUCCUGUGAUAAUCUUUAAAUCAGUUCCGAUGCAAAUCCCUUUAAAUAUGUACCUACUUGCAUUUACUUGUGUCACGGUUGGAUUUGUAUAUAAGCUCCAAGGAUUUUUGUGUCCAUCUCAGAGAGUUGCAAAAAUACUGGUAUCAGAAGUUACACACCUUUGAAAAUCUGGGCUGUAAUAUGCAUCAGAGUUGGCCCUUAGCCAUUCUGAAACGUUAGUCCUUUGAUUAGUUCUUUCAGCAUCCCUCUCCUUUUUAUUGCUUGACUCUGUCCUUAACAGCGAUUGCCAGAAUAAGGGGAGAGGUAACUAUCUGUAACACAGACACGUCCCAGGUAACUAAAACCAAACAAUUUUUACUAGUUUUUUAUUUGUCCACUGCAGAUCCCAUCAUGAUACAUUUGGUACUACAGGCUAUGGACACAGGGCAUAUGAGGCUCACAGAUAAGUAUCCAAGCCAUCUUUCAGUCUACUGUUGUUCUACCCACUGAUCUGUGUAUUGUGGUGUGGGGAUGAUUCUAGCUAAAUACCACUAAGAAGGCAUAUGUCUCUUAGGCAACUUCUAUCCACGAGCCAAGCAUCCUGGCUGGCCAACUUACGCUGUCCCGCAUAUGAGAGCUUUUCACCUCUGAAUGCAGUCAUCUACUUCAGCAGUGCAGUCAGUAUUGGCAGUUACAUAUGAUACCAAAUAUACUGUAGGAAGUGAUUCUGUUUUGAAAAACCUAUAAAAUACUAUAAAAGUAGGAUAGAUACAGCUCAAAUAGUUGGAAGAUAUUUACUGCAUAAACUAAUAUUCAGCCCAACAUACUCAGAAACCUCUCGCAGUACGUACUUUCUAAUAUUCUUGCCUCCCUUCCCAUGACUACAUUUGCUACAUCAAGCAGCAAAGCCAGUAGAUUUUGUUUCCAAUAUCCUUUGAGUAAAGUGUCUCAAACUUUUGGGGAAAGCUUGGGAAGACCUGUAGAAGAAGGGUAAUUGGUUUUAGUUGCCUAACUAAUAUAGGUGGGAAAAAAAACAGGCAAAGUUUUAUGGUCUCCUCCUCAGAUCAUAAAGGCAGCACAUUUUAAGCUAAGUAUGGACCAGUUGCUCAGAGUUUAAUAUAAUUGUUUUGAUCAGGAAGAAAGGAUAGUAUGACUGGCAUCUAUGAAGCAGAGGGACAGAAGUAGUGUUAGCAAAAGGAGGCAGAUGCAAUAUGGUCAUUUGUUAUUCCCUGAUGGAAGAAGAGACAUGAAAUAAACAGUUGGGAACAAGGGAAUCCCUUCUCUCUCUCUUUCUCUUUCUCCACCUAAAAAGUGUAUGAAUAGUAGUAGUUACACAUAUAUUGACAGAUAUGCAGUGAGAAUCAGCUAGGAAUGUCUGCGCUCUGUCUUGAGCACUUAAUAAAUGUUCUUACUAGCAAUGCCUUGUGUAACAGCUGUGGCUAACCAGCUGGAUUAGCCAAAUCUUGAAAAAGCAAAAUGCAUAAAAGGUAUCUGCCCUUCUCAGUAAAUUCUUGCAAGCCUGGUAAGAUUCAACAGAGUGGUUCAAAUAUAUAUUCAACAUUUUUCAAUUGUUCAUACUUGUGCUACAAAACCAGCUAUCUCCAGAAAUGAAAUUCCAGGGGAAAAAUAAGAGCAGAUGUUCAUAUUAAAACAUCAUGAAUAUAAUUUCAUCUUGAAUCUAGUUUGAUGCCACAAUUCUAUGUAGAUCUCUUAAUACCCAACUACUCCUGGUGAAUAAAAGCAUCACAUACAUGAGUAUUACUAGGUGCUUUCCAUUUAUGCAGACAGACAUCUGGAAGCUACUGCUACUAAGCUAGUAUUUCCUAUCUUCACCCCUUUUGUGGACCACUUAAUAACUCAAUUAUAUCAUGCUCUUUAUUCCUCCAUAGAAAUAAAUAUAAUCUCUCCAUCUGCUAACCUGCUUUUUUUCUGCUGCAUGACUCCGACUAAAUCAGAAUAAUUCAUUUUUACUGUGUGCAUGUGCACUUAUACAUGUGCUCACACCCAUUCUGUCUACUUUUAAAUGUGAACUCUUUAGUACUGUGGAGUGAGAAUCUAUGAGAAUAAAGCAAGGACAACUUAUUCA